AUGGCUCCCCUCACUGUUGAGCUGUCCACCCCUGUUACUGGUACCUACCAGCAGCCCAUCGGCCUCUUCAUCGACGGCAAGUGGACCGAGGGUGUCGACAAGCAGAAGUUCGAGGUCAUCAACCCCUCCACCGAGGAGGUCAUCACCUCCGUCUGUGAAGGUACUGAGAAGGAUAUCGACCUGGCUGUUACUGCUGCCCGCAAGGCUUUCGACGGUGAAUGGAAGAACACCGCACCUCAAGCUCGAGGCAACUACCUUCUCAAGCUUGCCGACCUUGCUGAGAAGAACCUCGAUCUCCUUGCCGCUGUUGAGUCUCUCGACAACGGAAAGUCCAUCACCAACGCCCGUGGUGAUGUCGGCGCCGUUGUUGGCUGCCUGCGAUACUAUGGUGGCUGGGCCGACAAGAUCGAGGGAAAGACCAUUGAUAUUGCCCCUGACAUGUUCCACUACACCCGAUCUGAGCCUAUUGGUGUCUGCGGUCAGAUUAUCCCCUGGAACUUCCCUCUCCUCAUGCUGGCAUGGAAGAUUGGCCCUGCCCUGGCCACUGGUAACACUAUUGUCAUGAAGACCGCUGAGCAGACUCCUCUCUCUGCCCUGGUCUUCACUCAGUUCAUCGAGCAGGCUGGUUUCCCUGCCGGUGUUUUCAACCUUGUUUCUGGCUUCGGCAAGACUGCCGGUGCUGCCCUCUCUGCCCACAUGGACGUUGACAAGAUCGCGUUCACUGGUUCCACCGUCAUUGGCCGACAGAUCAUGAAGUCUGCUGCUUCCUCUAACCUCAAGAAGGUCACCCUUGAGCUUGGUGGCAAGUCCCCCAACAUCGUCUUUGACGAUGCUGAUAUUGAGGAGGCCAUUAACUGGGUCAACUUCGGUAUCUACUACAACCACGGCCAGUGCUGCUGUGCUGGUACCCGUAUCUUUGUCCAGGAAGGCAUCUACGACAAGUUCCUCGCUGCCUUCAAGAAGCGAGCUGAGGAGAACAAGGUCGGUGACCCUUUCAACGAGGAGACCUUCCAGGGCCCCCAGGUCUCUCAGCUUCAGUACGACCGCAUUAUGGGUUACAUCAAGGCUGGUAAGGACGAGGGUGCUACCGUUGAGACUGGUGGUGAGCGCCUCGGCACUAAGGGUUACUUCAUCAAGCCCACUAUCUUCUCCAACGUUCGUCCCGACAUGAAGAUCAUGCAGGAGGAGAUCUUUGGUCCUGUCUGCGCCAUUUCCAAGUUCAAGGACGAGAAGGAGGUCAUCGAUCUUGCCCACGACACCGCCUACGGUCUCGCUGCCGCCGUCCACACCAAGAACCUCAACACAGCUCUCCGAGUUUCCAACGCAUUGAAGGCCGGUACUGUCUGGGUGAACUGCUACAAUAUGCUGCACCAUCAACUGCCUUUUGGCGGCUACAAGGAGUCUGGAAUUGGCCGGGAACUGGGCGAGGCUGCGUUGGCCAACUACACACAGAACAAGUCGGUUGCCAUUAAGCUGUACUAA
Messenger RNA from Fusarium mangiferae, 1482 nucleotides. RefSeq names its product putative aldehyde dehydrogenase. Lineage: Eukaryota; Fungi; Ascomycota; Sordariomycetes; Hypocreales; Nectriaceae. Gene Ontology annotation, molecular function: aldehyde dehydrogenase (NAD+) activity. The transcript is spliced from 3 exons. The record is from RefSeq and is a predicted model, not a curated record. Bases 1 to 1482 code for a protein of 493 amino acids.